Enterobius vermicularis (human pinworm) is the source of this 630-nucleotide messenger RNA. The record is from the annotation of a GenBank genome assembly. NCBI's taxonomy places the organism in Eukaryota, Metazoa, Nematoda, Chromadorea, Rhabditida, Oxyuridae.
AUGGAGUAUUGUCCUGGAGGAACAUUAGAAAGCAAAUGUGCAGAAAAUAUUGAAAUGCCUCUCGUUAGGUGGUACACUUGUUGUCUAUUGAAAGCUGUGGAAUACAUUCACGAACGACUGAUUAUUCAUCGCGACAUAAAGCCCGCGAACAUAUUUAUCGGUAGAAGAAAUGUCCUCAAGCUUGGCGACUUUGGUAGUUCCGUUCGUUUGAGAGGAGGUGCGACAGCAUUUGGGGAAAUCGUUCAGUGGGCCGGAACACCAGCGUAUAUGGCACCAGAAGUUCAGACACUAGGUGGGAAAGUAGAAAUGAAUAAUAAAGAAGAGUUGUCUGGCUAUGGCCGUGCUGUAGAUAUCUGGAGCGUCGGCUGCGUUGUACUUGAAAUGUGUACUGGAAAGCCUCCAUGGCAUGGUUUGGACAUGUUUCAAAUUGUGUUUCGUGUCGGUAGUGGGAUGUGUCCUUCAAUACCCCCGAAACUCAAGGCAGACGGAGACUGUGUUUCAUUUCUUGACCUUUGUUUUCGUAGUGACCCGAAACAACGUGCUAAUGCGAGCACGUUAAGGCAACAUCCAUUUGCAAAUGUUACUGUACGUUGCGUAUGUCUUCUUUUAAUGUAUCUUCUGGCUACUUAA